Cooperia oncophora is the source of this 177-nucleotide messenger RNA. NCBI's taxonomy places the organism in Eukaryota, Metazoa, Nematoda, Chromadorea, Rhabditida, Trichostrongylidae. The record is from the annotation of a GenBank genome assembly.
AUGUGUCGACACAAAAAUCCCCAUGCACCAUUGACAGUUCUAUCAGUGCUGAGCAAAGGAUUAGCGAAAAUUGUGGCUCAUGAAGACAAGCAAGUGCGACAGGACGCCUGCUGGGCUAUUUCCUAUCUCACUGAUGGACCCGACGAGCAAAUCGCUUUGGCAAAGACAAGUGGUUAG